Messenger RNA from Dicrocoelium dendriticum, 1520 nucleotides. The record is from the annotation of a GenBank genome assembly. NCBI's taxonomy places the organism in Eukaryota, Metazoa, Platyhelminthes, Trematoda, Plagiorchiida, Dicrocoeliidae.
AUGCCUCUUGAGAACUUAGAAGAGGAAGGUCUUGAAAAGAUUCCUGAUUUGCGAUUGGCGCAAUGGGUAUUUCGAGCGGGGUUGGAAAAGACUCCACCUGCUAUGAAGGCUGAAGUCAGGGAGAAAAUACUGACUGCCAUUCGAAGUCAAGAUAUGGCCCCUUAUUACGGGAUUGUCUGCAAAGAACUUGGAUUACCACUGGACUCGCAAUUACUUAACACGAUGCAAGCAGUUAAUGAGGCCGAACUCAACUCACUAGACGAAAAGAUCAAAGAUGCGGAAGCAAAUCUCGGAGAAACUGAAGUUCGGGCUGCAAUGACAGCUAAAGCUCAUUAUCUCAGCAAAAUUGGCGACAAGGAUGCUGCUCUUGCGCAGUUUCGCCUUAUACUCGAUAAGGUUCUCAUGCCCGGCUUCCGCUUGGAUGCGAUAUUCCAUAUACUACGUAUCGGUUUCUUCUUCAAUGACAGAGAGUUGAUCACCAGAUAUUUGGAAAUCGCUAACAACCUGAUUGAAGAGGGCGGAGACUGGGAUCGACGCAAUCGUCUCAAGGUCUAUCGCGGCUUAUAUAGCUUAUCCGUCCGUGACUUUACCGAGGCUUCUAAACAAUUUCUCGAUGCUGUCGCGACUUUCACCAGUUACGAACUGAUGGAUUACAAGCGGUUCAUUAUUUACACAGUCAUGACCGCUAUGAUUGCACUCAAACGGCCCGACCUCCGUGAAAAAGUUGUCAAAGGAUCCGAGAUACAGGAAGUGCUUCACAGUCUGCCCAAUGUCCGGGAAUUCCUCAUGUCACUAUUUGAAUGUCGCUAUGCUGAUUUUUAUCGCUACCUUGCUGGUAUGGAACAAUUUAUGAGCUGUGAUCGCUACCUCAGUCCGCACACGCGUUACUAUGUUCGCGAGAUGCGUAUUCACGCGCUCAGUCAACAUUUGGACUCUUACAGUAGUCUCAGUUUGGACAGCAUGGCUGCUUCGUUCGGAGUGACUCCGGCGUUUCUGGAUGCCGAACUUUCACGCUUUAUCGCCAGUGGUCGUCUGGCUUGCAAAAUCGACAAAGUCUCUGGGGUUCUAGAAACAACUCGUCCGGACAAUGUGAAUUCACACUAUCAAUCCAUGAUUAAGCAAGGCGAUCUUCUUUUGAACCGCAUCCAGAAGCUCAGUCAAGUAAUAAACAUAUAACGAGUGCGCGAUGUUUCAUCGGCUGCGAAGUCUCCGUCGCUUUCUGUAUUCCCAAUUCUGCUUGAUUUGAAACUCGUGCCUGUCACCGACUGUUAAUAUAUUGACGUUCUUGACGCAUUGAUGCUUACUUUUCACGAGGUUUACCCAUUGUACGCAUUUGUUGCCUUGAAAUGUGAAUGAACGCCAUCGAUGUCCGUUCGUCCUGUAAUCAUCGUCUCCUAAGGCUGCUGUAGCCAAGCAGUAAAAUAUACUGUUGUACUUUAGCAUCGGCUCUAAUUCGCAUUUGCAACAUGUUUCUUGUAAUCCCGUUUUUUUGCAGGUGGUUACAUGUUCAAUUGUUUCCG